Messenger RNA from Kockovaella imperatae, 793 nucleotides. RefSeq lists its product as hypothetical. Gene Ontology annotation, biological process: proton motive force-driven ATP synthesis. The transcript has 3 exons. The record is from RefSeq and is a predicted model, not a curated record. Lineage: Eukaryota; Fungi; Basidiomycota; Tremellomycetes; Tremellales; Cuniculitremaceae. Gene Ontology annotation, molecular function: proton transmembrane transporter activity. Bases 135 to 671 code for a protein of 178 amino acids.
CUGAUGAUAACGCCGGAUAACGCCGACCCUCGCUCAUAUCGGCACCUUCCGGACUUUUCACAGCAGAAGCUCAUGAUCAAGUAGUAAUAGGGCAAGCAACGACUUCAAAGGUCGCUGGAUCAUCUCUGCUCAUCAUGCGUCACGCUCUCAAGCCAUUGAGGCAGGUCAGACUAGCUGGAAGACGCUUCAACUCCUCCACUCCCUCUUCGUCGUCCUCCUCCUCCGCGUCCUCCAGCUCGUCUGCGGCCUCUUCAUCUGCUAGCGCUGCUUCCUCAAAUGCUCAAGUCCAAAAGGCUGUAGACUCGGCUCAAAAGGUUCUCAACCAAGGCACUGCGACUCUUCAGAGAAUCGCUGGACCCAUUGGUGACCGUGUAGGAGGUGCCUUAGGAGCCUACCGCGAGCCCAUCGUUUUCAACUUCAAAGUCUUCACCUCUAUUCUACGACAGGUCUACCAGGUCGAAAAACUUGCUUUCCCUACUGAGCUCAGCGCUUGGACUCGAGCAUAUGCUCAGAUCUGGUCAAAAGCAAUCAGCGCAGACUUUUGGCUCAGUCUGUUUACAAAGGGUGGAUUGGCUGGUGUAGCUGUCGCUGUUCUUGAAGCGUAUGGGAUCUUCAGCAUUGGCGAGAUCAUUGGACGGCGUCAUUUGAUAGGAUACAAGCUCAAGGAGUAGAUCCUCGAGAUGAUGAGUUGCGUUCGAGGAGGUACAAUGCGCUCAAAAAUGGUGGAAGCUCCUCUGCUUCCGGGAACUCCUUUUAGAUGCUUUGGAGCCGGCACUACAUGCAUUGAAGGCAU